AUGAGCAGCACUACUGCAAUAUCGUUAAUAGCACCUCUGGUGUACAUUACCGUCCUCGUCGGCACCCUGGCAGUCUUCUCCAGUCUCUAUCGUAAACGAAAAGCCAAUAAAGCAGCAUCCUUGAAGCCCUGGUUCGGCCCUCACUACGCCCGCGAUGUCUACCUAACUCUCCUCCACCAAGAAAAUACAAAGGUUCCCGACACCAUCCUCAAAGCCGCUCUUCUUCGUCGUGCAACCGAAGACAUCCGCCGUAUUAUCGCGCUCCGACAGGCAAAGGGGUCAUUGCAGCAACUUCUUCAGAAGGGGAGCAUCAGUGAUGACUUGUGGACCCGGUUUACUGUAGCAGAGGCAGAGAUCGAAGAGGAGCUCCGUGACGUAGUAUUGGAGGCAAAUGCAUUCAAAGAGGGUUGGGGUAACACGAUUUUCCAGACCGCAAACGAGAUGGCAAAUGCUCAACGUAUCCGUGACCGGACCGAUGAAGUGACCAAGCAAGCCGAGGCAGAGAGGAAAUGGUGGGACGAAAAGCGAAAGCGAGCACAGCGUGAGUUGCUUGGUGAGGUCAACUCGGACGAGGAUGGCGUUUUGGUUGAGAGCGCCGCAAAGAAGCAGGCGAAGAUUGGAGCUUGA
Morchella importuna is the source of this 627-nucleotide messenger RNA. RefSeq lists its product as uncharacterized. Lineage: Eukaryota; Fungi; Ascomycota; Pezizomycetes; Pezizales; Morchellaceae. The transcript is spliced from 3 exons. Gene Ontology annotation, cellular component: Sec62/Sec63 complex. Bases 1 to 627 code for a protein of 208 amino acids. Gene Ontology annotation, biological process: post-translational protein targeting to membrane, translocation. The record is from RefSeq and is a predicted model, not a curated record.